CGCCAGGUAGCCUAAAGGGGUGCAGGGCUUGGCUCUGGCGGGCGGGUCAGGCUCCUGCUGGGUCUGUGCCGGAGGUGGGAGACCGUUCUUCAGAAUGGAUUGUGUAGAUGAAUAUUCCCAUACUUCUUUUGAUCUACAAUGUUUGUUAAAUUCAUUUCCUGGAGACUUGGAGUUUAAGCAGAUCUUCAGUGACAUUGAUGAACAGAUUGAACAAAAUGCUACCAGCAUUGAGCAUUGCAUUAAAGAAAUACAGAAGGAAGUUAAUAAACAGUGUCCAGAUGUACAGCUGCAAACAGCAACCGACUGCUUCGAAUGGCUGAUUCAUGGUAGUUACAGUACAUCUAAGUCACCUUCUGUUCCCCAUGGAGAUUUGAUAAAAUUCCUCAAAGCAAUGGAAGAUUUAUUGAAGAAUGAACAAAAUCAAGAAGAAAUGAUACUGGAUUUACUUUGGGACCUGUCCUUCCAGAGCAGCGUUUCAUUACCAUCAACUUUAAGUGAAACAUCUUUUCAUUUCCUGUCUAGGACUUCUCUUCAUUCUGUUGAAGAUCAUUCCUCAAUGGAUGUGAAGUCUAUAUGGGAUGAAAUAAGACUGCAUCUUCGAUGCUUCUUAGUUAACAGAUUAGAAAGCCAUAAUGUAAUAAACAGUUCACAGCAAAGAAUUGUAUUGAAAAAUCAGUACAUACAACAAUUCUUGUUUCUCUAUCCAGAAUCAGAAGUUAUCAUCAAGUACCAAAACAUACAGAAUAAACUGUUGGCUAAACUUCUGCAGGACAAUUUUCCUUCUUACAGCAGAGAUUCAAAUUUAGAUGUAAUUGCUCAUGGAUACCAAAGUACAAUGCUUAAAUUAUAUUCAAUGAUAAAAGAGGAUUUUAGCAUUCUGUGUGAAAUUUUAUCUCCAUCCUCAACAGUGAAAUUUAUUAAAGACACUUACUUGGAUACAGUUACAGAAGAAAUGGGAAAAUUUCUUGAAAACUUUUGUGAGCUGCAGUUCAAAGAAAAUGCUGUCCGUGUGGUUAAAACAAGCAAGAGCUCCAGCAAGCGUAGAGGAGCAGUGCAUGCCUUGGUUACUCCUGGAUUCCCACAGAAAGGAAAAAACCUUUUGGUAUCCUUAGAUGAACUCACAUUCUUAUCACAGCUCAUAAAAUCCUUUUUGGAGCUAGAAAACAACAUUCAAGUAUUAUUUGAAGCAACGUUUUUGUCAAUCAAGAUGUCCAGGGAUAUUUCAGGAAUUUUGGAGAAAUCCAAUCAGGAAGUUAUAAUAGAGAAACCUAGAACAAAUGAAACUAGUAUUCCUUCAGAGCAGUUGCUACCAGUAAAAGAGGCUACGUUAUUGGAUUUUGGCUGGAGAUAUGCAUUUAAAGAAGUGUCUCUUCCUAUGGCACAUUGCAUAACCACUACAGUUGCAAAUUUUGCUGCAAAAAUUCUCCAACAGGAGCAAAGUGAAAGGUCUUCAGCUGUGAGCUAUGCUAUGAACCUUGUAAAUGUCCAACAAGUCUGGAAAGACAGUCAUGUGUUUCCUGAGGAUCAACAAUCGAAGAAAAUUGCAAAGUUUUGUUCUGACAUCAUGGAAAAACUUGACACAAUGCUUCCACUGGUUCUGGCAUGCAGAGAUGAUUCUUUUCAGGAAAUGAGAGCAAACUUGGUGGAGGCCUGUUAUAAAGUGGCAACAGCUGUCCUGGAAAGACUGCAAGAGAGAAGCAAGGAGGUUCCUUCCAGAGCACCCCUGAAAAACCUGCUCAUAGUCCUCUCCACAGCAGUAUAUGUCUUCCAGCAUUUCACAAAGUAUGAUAAUUUGAUGAAAGAAACUACUCAGAAACCCAUAUUCCUGGUGCCUGUCCAACGAUAUCAGGAAUUCAUCAACACUCUACAGUUUCAGGUUACGGACUACUGCAUCAGAGUUUGUGCUACAAGCAUUUUACAGGAUGCUGAGAGCCACCACUGGGAUGACUACAAAGCUUUUUAUGAGGGGGAAAGAUGCUCCUUCUCACUCCAGAUGUGGCAUUAUUUCUACUGGGCUCUUCAUCACGAUCUUUGGACCAUUCUUCCCCCUCAGUUAGCCCAGGAGAUCCUAGCAGAAAUGCUGGAAAAAUCCUUGGGUCUACUGGCUUCCAGAUAUGCGUGGGUCCAGCCAAGUUAUAAAAGAACUCCGCAGAUAAGGCUUGAUGUUACAACAAUUUUGAUAUGUGCUGAGAACAUGUUAUGGUCGAUUUGUACAUCUGUACAGAGACUUUUGAAUCCUCAGGAGUAUAAAGAUGAUAAAAUCUUUAAAAUUCAUAUCCAUUGUAAUAAUCUGCUUACAACAUUAGCUAUCUUGGCUUCACCAUUAAGAGAAUUAUAUAAAACUUUUCAGCAUGGCAUGGAUGAGUCUGUUUCAGAUUCCUUAAAAUCACUUUUCAACCAACCAUUACAUUGGGUUUCCUGCAUGUCACAUUUCUACCCUUCCUUACUCAGGACUCCAUCCGCUGGAGGACUGAAAGUCGAGGGUCAAUUGAAACUGCUCUUAUCCCAGCCAACUUGUAACUGGACUCUACUUCUGGAAACCCUGCUGCGUAAUGAUGGUCUUUUAUCAACAAUCUUGUUGAAGAGUUCAAAACAAAUUUCUGACACAGAAAAUAAGCUGACCCAAGGAUCCAGCCUGAUAGAAGCCAUCUUUACAGUACUGUACCAUUGUAAUUAUUCUCCAGAAAUAUUUGGAAAUGUUUUUGUGAGUUACAUGGAAGAAGAACAAUUAUGGGACUUCUUAUAUAACAUUCCAGUGUGCAUGGAGUCUGAGCCAGAGGUCAUCCGAUGCUUGCGAUUGGCAUUGACUGAUGGUAUCAGAGACAUCAUACAGCAGGUAAUAUCUUUGAUGAACUGUGGAAGAACUUGUGAGACAAACACAAGCAACCACAGGGUUCCCAAUCAUUUGCUCCAGAGCAUUCCAAAAGAAUGGAAUUACAUUCCAAAAGAAUGGAAAAGGAAAGAAUCAAGCAAAGGCUUCACCAGGCUUGCUGCUAAGGCAGUAUCUAUUGUAAUCAGCAAGUUACCUACGGUGAUUGCAUGUUUGCCUCCCCCAAUUAAAUACUUCUUUUUUCUGUCUGAGAGAAAAAUGUCAAAAAACUUUGUUGCAUUGAAGAAAGCUGGACUGCUUGUGUGGAACUUGAUUGUAAUUACAUGUCGGAUAUUUGAGGAUGGAAACACUGUGGAACUUUUAACAGGUGCCUCCCUUGACAGAUGGAGUAAGGAGAAGCUCAGUUUAAUUUGCGUGUGUUUGGAAAGCAUCAUGGGUGAGCAAAGUAGCCCUAAUCAAAUGACCCGAAAGGUCAUGCAGAGCAUCGAGCAGCAAAAGCCCAACUGGAUUGAACGCCAAUUGUUGAAAGCAAGGAAUUUGAGCACUGAAUGUGCAUUUAUGACAGUGGAGAAAAGCACAGUUUCAGAAGAAGGAGAUACUGCUCUUGAACUGACUGAGCAGAAAAUAAACACGAUGGUCCUGGAUCUCUGCCACAAACCAGGUGGCAGCAAGUACCUGAGGCAAAUUUAUCACAUCAUGCAGCUCAAUGAGGAAUAUUUAAAACAACAACUGUUUUCUAUGAAUGGUUCAGAGAAAAAGUCAUUACCCAUCCGACCUUUAAAGAUGACACUGAAGAGUGUGGAAGAUCAGCCUUCUGCCUUUAACCCUUUCCAUGUAUAUAAGGUGUUUAGAGAAAACAUGCUAGAUCAGUCAGCCAUCGCGAAAUGGAACUGGAAUUGGUCAAAGUUGCUGCCAAAUUAUCUGGGACUCGACAAGAUGACCUUCAAUGUACUGCUCAAAAACAGAUGGGAGAUGAGGAAGGAUGAGACACUGAAAGAGGAAGAAAAAGUGAUGCUGGAACAUUUAAAACGAAUUUGCACCAUACAGAACUCUUCUGCCUCAGAUAACACAGAGGAUCAGUAAUCUGCAGAAAACAGCAACAGCUUUAUUUUAGGAAACAAUCUCAUGUAAUGGAGUAGGAUUUUUACUAUAGUUGGAAUGAAUCUCAGAUGUGCCGUGAAGCAUGAAACCAAUGACUGAGUAAUCUCUGUACUGAAAAGGAAUACUGUGCAUAAAGAAUAAAGUGCUCCAUAUUUUUUAUUUUAAAAAUAAUUUCAAAUGUUUGCCUUUCCCCGGUUCUCUCUGUAUAUGAUAAAACUGCUGCCAUCUCCUGUUCCCUUUGAAUUAUGUUUUCCUCCUUUCAGUCUCAAAGUAUCUAUGACAACAGGCAAAAUGUUUGGAAAUCUUUUCCCUGAGGAUUUUUUAAUACAACAUUUGGAUAUUAAGUUGAAUGAAAUCAGAAAAUCCCCUGAGAGUCAUCUGAAAUUUUUAAUUUAAUUUUGCAACUCUAGUCCAAGUCCGGGUGUUAAGUGUCUUUAAUACCUGCUCUUGGAUCAGCCUCCUUCUCCACAUACCUCUUCUUUCUCCAAUUUAUCUUAACCAUAACCACAAAAAGCAUUCUUUUGAGCUAUUAACUUUGUCAUAUCUCUACUUGUGAUGGUUUUCAGUUCUCCUAAAUCUGAUUCAACCUUCUGCACCUAAACCUUCAGGUCCUACAUUACCAAAUGAUUUAAGGGCACACAACUGCCCCAAGUCACAUACUUAACUACCAUUUUCCUCACCAGAAGCCAUCUUUCUCCCAGAGUGAUACUCAGGAGUCAUUCCAGCAGUUCAUGGUCCAUAAUGUCUGUUGCCUUGCUUGUUUGCAUUACAUCAAUAUACACAUGUGUGCAUGCACAAAGGAAACAAAAUGUGUUCUACCACCUUCUCUGUCAAGUAAAAUUAUAGAUAUUUACUAUUUCCUUCCUAUCAGUGCCUGAUGCUAGAUUAUAAAGAUCUCGAAGGGCCUGAGAUAGAAUGUGAAGUCUCCCUUUAUAAAAGGUAUGAUUAAGUAAUGCAUUGAAUGUUUAAAUUUCAAAACAUUUAUUACAAUAAAAGACACACUGCCAUUAAUCGUCCUCAGAAUACUCCCCCUUGCUUUAGGCAUGCUUAUCUUGUCCUUGCUACUUUCUGAAGCAGUUCUGGAAGUACCCUUUCAUAAAUGUCUUUUGUUGUUUUGUCCUGGCUGCUUCCAUGUCCUGAAUGGAUUCUAAGCGUUUACCUUUUAUCUUCCUUUUGACUUUGGAGAAGAGCUAGCAGUUGCAUGGUGUCAGAUUUGGUGAACAAGGUAGAUGAAGAUACACUGAUGUUUUUGACAGAAAUCGCCAUGAACAUUUGAUUAAUGAUGGGUGAUCAUAAAAUAUGGUGAAUAUUUAAUUAUUUUAGAAAUUAUUACAGUAAAAGAUAUAUUGUCAUUACUGUAAUACAAUUUUUAAAAAUGUAAAUACGAUAUCUUUCUAUCACUCUUUGUGACUCCCUUUAUGUUUAUUACUCUGUUACUCAUAGAGUGGGAGAUUAUUAAAUGGCUGCCAGUGAAAGAAGAUAACAAACACAAUGAAACAGUUGAACAAUCUGCAGACAUCUGGGAGAAGCCUUAUGUCACAGGCUAUUUUAGAUCAUAUGACAUCAAACAUCAUGGUUACUGAUGUUCUUAGAUAUAGAACUGUCCAUGCUCCCACAUUCUGUGAUUUUUAUAAAAUAUGUGUAGGCUACAUAAUUUCCAAAGGAAAGUACUCAUGCAUUUUCAAAUAGUAAAAGUUGGGAGUGCAGAGGAGGCCACUGUAGAAAAUGUCUUGCAUCUCUUCUUUAAAUAAAAAUUCAUAAAUGGCCACGUACCAGCUGCCUGCCAAAUAACACAUUUUAUUUUUAAAGAAUGUUAUUUAGUUGGCCAGUAUAAUCAUGAACCAAGUGUUUUCAAAUAUGGUUGAAAUAAUUUCUAAACAUUCUAUGCAGACCAUUUUAAAAGUUGCAGAAAAUUUUUAAUGAAGAUUGUACGUUUCAUCUGAUCUUAUCUAUAUACUGUGUAGCAAUCAAUAUAAGGUAAUAGUUGAUGAUUCCUUCAGCUAAUUGGUAGUCUAUGGUUUGGAAGACCAGACACUAAAAUGGAAAGUCAAAAUGAAAAUAAAUCAAUCUAAGAAACCAAACUAAACAAUCUCAUAAAGUUACAGAAUUUCACAUUUGGAUUAACUUCUGAUAUAUCUAAAGGUCAUCUUUUAAAGUUGUUUUUCUUUUUCUUUUCUUUUUUCUGUGUUACUGAAGAUUGAAUCCAAUGGUGCUCUACCACUGAGCUACAUCCUCAAGUCUUUUUUUCCCUUCCUUCUUUCCUUCCUUCCUCCCUUCCUUUUUAGACAGGAUCUUUCUAAGUUGCCCAGAUGAAACUCUAACUUGCAAUCCUUCUGCCUCAAGUGCUAAUAUUACAGACAUGUACUUGUUCUUUGAAUCUGUGUAUUUCUGUCCUGAUUCUAGGAUGAAAUUUAGUUUCUGGGCAGGGGAGGGGGGCAUUUUUCUAUGAUUUCCAUUGGAAAGAGAAAUAUAAUAGGGGAAGAAUGAAAUGAUUUCAAAAGAAAAGUGGAGGAGAAGGAAAGCUUACAACUGAACUCUGUUUUAUACUUGCUCAGUGAAAAUACUAUAGACAUAAGUACAACGAAGUUUAUAAUUGGGAAUGUGAAAUGAUGUCAUUGAUUUAGUGUGUCAUUUUGACUUUAUACAUAAUAUGUUUUAAAGAAUAAGUAGUAUUGGGCCAGGGAUUUAGCUCAGUGGUUCUGUCGCCUGCCUUGCAAGCGCAAGGACCUGAGUUUGAUCCCUGGUACCCAAAAAAAAGGAAUAAGUAGUAUUUCAAGACCAUAUUCUUUCUCACAUUUAUUUUACAUUUGUGUAAGUUAACAACAGAAAUGAAGCUUAACAUUUUAUAAUUCCCCAUAUGCCUAUUACAAAAAUAUUAUUUUAUAAAAUGUUAUCUUCCUUCUGUGUUCUGUGUAACUAUUUUUAUAUAAUUAUAAACAGAUGUCCAUUUCAUUAUUGGUUUAGCAGUUACUAUAUGGAAAUAGUAUGAAUUAAUUUUUAAAUAAGUUAUAAAUGAAAUCUA
Heterocephalus glaber (naked mole-rat) is the source of this 6953-nucleotide messenger RNA. RefSeq names its product KIAA0825 ortholog. The record is from RefSeq and is a predicted model, not a curated record. Lineage: Eukaryota; Metazoa; Chordata; Mammalia; Rodentia; Bathyergidae.